This is a messenger RNA of Pseudogymnoascus verrucosus, 1656 nucleotides long. RefSeq lists its product as uncharacterized. The transcript is spliced from 2 exons. Lineage: Eukaryota; Fungi; Ascomycota; Leotiomycetes; Thelebolales; Thelebolaceae. The record is from RefSeq and is a predicted model, not a curated record. Gene Ontology annotation, cellular component: membrane; endoplasmic reticulum. Bases 526 to 1476 code for a protein of 316 amino acids. Gene Ontology annotation, biological process: C-terminal protein methylation. Gene Ontology annotation, molecular function: protein C-terminal S-isoprenylcysteine carboxyl O-methyltransferase activity.
GUAAAAAAAGACGGCCGGUAGAGAGGGACGAUGCUGGUUCUGGAAUGUAAAGAGAUCUAUCAGAGGUAUAAGUAAUAUUGGAAGUAUUCACAAUCUACAAUUUAUGAUUUAUGAUAUAAUGGUAGGAGGUGGUUCGAUGGGAUAGUUAUAGUCAUUGAGGAGUUACACGCGGAGGUACUUACUCGGAUUGGUUCCGAGGUGUACGAGCCACGAUUGUUCGACAACUUCAGCCGUACUCGCGUGGUAUCUCGUACCUUAAUAUUGUCUCAUCCUUGGCUCAGCCUUGCCAUUGUCCUACAACCCCUCGAUCCCAAACCUCAACAACACCCAGCUCGCUCGGACGAGUUGAGCUGCUCCUCACCACUAUAUAACACAGCUCGUCCAACGGGACAAAGAAGCAUGUCCACCUGAAAUCCCCCAAGACUGCCCCAAUUCAAUCCUCUCACCACCCACAACCUCACCACUCCUCACCCCACAGCCUCGCAACAAAAAAUAUCCACCACCACGCCACAAACACCCUCAAAAAUGGCAACCAGAGUCAACGGCGCCAUCAACGGCUCCUCCGCCGUCCCCAACGGCGCUCCCCAGCGCGAACCCACAAUCCCCAUCCUCCCCUCCUCCCCCGCCACCAACCCACUCGCCCAAAUCUCCCACGGCGGCCUAGGCCACCCCCCCUCCUUCCCCUCCCUCACCCCCACCCCCCCAGCCCUAAACGCAUACGAGAAGCAAUACUACCCCUCCCAGCCCAUCUCCCUCUCCGGCAUCGCCUCGCGCGCCUUCCUGCUAGGCGCACUCCUCUCCUUCUCCGCCGCCCUCUCCGCCGUCCUCGCCCUGCAGGGGUCGCCGUUCUGGCGUCCCCCGUUUUUUGCAGCGACGUUGGCGGUGUUUCAUUUCCUGGAGUUUUGGACGACGGCGAGGUAUAAUACGAAGGCGGCGCAGGUGAGCAGUUUUUUGCUGAAUCAGAAUGGGAGUGCGUAUACGAUUGCGCAUGCGGCGGCGAUGGCGGAGUCGACGAUCUCGUGUUUGUUGAUUACUUUCCCGCCGUCGACUUUCCUCCCGGAUUUUAUAACAGCUUGGGCACUUCCUGCGCUUCCGGAAUGGGUAGGCACGUUCACCUUAGCAGCUGGGCUCAUCCUCGUUCCUGUCGGCCAGCUUGUGCGCAGCCUUGCUAUGGUGCAGGCGGGUGGGAAUUUCAACCACAUCGUGCAGGCGCGCAAGGCCUCCUCUCAUCAACUUGUCACAUCGGGGAUAUACAGUGUUUCUCGGCACCCGAGCUACUUCGGCUUCUUCUGGUGGGGAUUGGGCACGCAGCUUGUGCUGGGGAAUGUUGUUUGUUUUGUGGGGUAUGCGGUGGUGUUGUGGGUGUUUUUUAAGAGGAGAAUUGCUGGAGAGGAAGAAUACCUAGUCCGCUUCUUCGGCCAGGAGUAUCUUGACUACCGCACCCGCACCGCCGUCUGGAUCCCCUUCAUACGAUGACAAAUUAGCCCAUCAGCAGCAGCAGCAGUCGCCACCACGGCUUGUCAGACAGAGGGCAUUCCGGGACUUGGGAUUCUGAUGCAGAAGUGGGAGGGUGCGUAGUUUCCGGUUUUAAAGGGGGGAAAGGGGAGGGUGCCCAUAUGGCGUUUUGGGUAUGGGGAUCUUAUUUCUGGAGGAGUG